AUGUCACCGACUCUUCUCGUUCGUGGACUUGUCAAACCAGCUACUCGCCUUUCAUCCAUCCGAUCACUACAUAGCAGUAUGACACCCCGUGGACCCGCCCUCAACCUCAAGACGAUCAAUCCCUCAAUCCUUGACGUGCACUAUGCCGUCCGUGGUGAACUCGCCCUCAAGGCAGAUAAAUAUACUCAACAGCUCGCUUCACCAGGUCCAUCGAAUGGAUCUAACACCACCAACGUCGAGACCUUGGAUCACUCCCUGCCGUUCAAACAUGUCGUUACUGCUAAUAUCGGUAAUCCACAACAAAAAGGAUUAAAUCAGAAACCUCUCACUUACUGGAGACAAAUCAUCAGUCUAUUAGAAUACCCAGAUUUGUUUGAGAAACAUCAAGAAUUGGCUGAGAAGAUAUAUCCUAAGGAUGUGAUUGCGAGAGCGAAGAGUUUGUACAAGGAGAUUGGAAGUGUAGGAGCUUAUACGCAUUCGAAAGGUGUUUUGGCUAUUAGGAAAAGGGUAGCCAAGUUCAUCGAGGAACGAGAUGGAUACCCUGCCGAUCCCGAAUCAAUCUACCUCACUGCCGGAGCUUCCGCCGGUGUAUCUUCCAUCCUCUCCAUCGCCUUACAACAAGGAGAUGGCUGUAUGAUUCCCAUACCCCAAUACCCCCUUUAUACCGCCACACUCGCCUACCUCAAUGCCGAGCCAAUACCCUACUAUCUCUCUGAAGAACGAGACUGGUCGAUGGAUCAUGAUACCCUGCUCAAGGCAGUAUCAGAAGCGAAAUCGAAAGGAAAGCCCGUGAAAGCAUUGGUAAUCAUAAAUCCAGGUAAUCCAACUGGUGCAUGUUUAUCAAAAGAAGCGAUGGAAGCAGUUGUUCAUCUAUGUUAUGAAGAAGGUAUCGUCCUGUUGGCAGACGAAGUUUAUCAACUUAAUAUAUAUGAUCCAUCCCAUCGACCUUUCAUCUCAUUCAAGAAGAUAUUGAAAUCGAUGCCUGAACAUAUCGCCAAUUCUGUCGAAUUGAUAUCGUUCCAUUCGAUAUCUAAAGGAGUAUCUGGAGAAUGCGGUAGAAGGGGUGGUUAUUUCGAAUGUGUAAAUAUAGAUGAAAAAGUUAUGGAACAAGUUUAUAAGAUGGCUAGUGUCACUUUGUGUCCACCGGUUUCAGGUCAGAUCGGUGUAGAUCUCAUGGUAUCCUCUCCACCUGCCGACUCCGAAUCCUAUCCAUUAUGGAAAGAAGAAACUUCCUUAAUCCAUAACAACCUGAAAGAACGAUCUUACCUCAUGGCAGAACAUUUCAACAAGUUACCUGGAAUGUCAUGUAAUGAUGCUGAAGGAGCCAUGUACCUGUUCCCCAAGAUUGAGAUGCCCCAAAAAGCUAUAGAGGAAGCUAAGAAGAGAGGUAAAGAGGCGGAUGUGAUGUAUGCUUUGGACUUGUUAGACGCAACUGGUAUAUGUGCUGUAGCAGGAUCGGGAUUCGGUCAAGAACCUGGAACGUAUCAUAUUAGAGUGACUGCCUUGUGUCCUGAGACUAAAGAGUUUGUAGGAAGGUUUGAACAGUUCCACCAAGAGUUUAUGGACAAGUACAAGUAA
This is a messenger RNA of Kwoniella botswanensis, 1578 nucleotides long. RefSeq lists its product as uncharacterized. The record is from RefSeq and is a predicted model, not a curated record. Gene Ontology annotation, molecular function: L-alanine:2-oxoglutarate transaminase activity; pyridoxal phosphate binding. Bases 1 to 1578 code for a protein of 525 amino acids. Gene Ontology annotation, biological process: biosynthetic process. The transcript is spliced from 4 exons. NCBI's taxonomy places the organism in Eukaryota, Fungi, Basidiomycota, Tremellomycetes, Tremellales, Cryptococcaceae.